Molecule: messenger RNA, 3574 nt
Organism: Candoia aspera
Lineage: Eukaryota; Metazoa; Chordata; Lepidosauria; Squamata; Candoiidae
Gene: MKNK1
Product: MAPK interacting serine/threonine kinase 1
Exons: 14
Coding region: 113-1513 (466 amino acids)
Biological process (GO): peptidyl-serine phosphorylation; protein autophosphorylation; intracellular signal transduction
Cellular component (GO): nucleus; cytoplasm
Molecular function (GO): calcium/calmodulin-dependent protein kinase activity; calcium-dependent protein serine/threonine kinase activity; ATP binding
Source: RefSeq, a predicted model, not a curated record
CUAAGGGGACGGGGCAAGUGCCGGUAGCUCCUCCUCUGUUGAAAGCGCGUCGGCCUGUGACUGGUAGGAGCCGGCUGUGAGCAGGGAGGGAUGCAGUUUGGCAGCCGCAGAGAUGUCUACCUUGAUGAGGCCCAAUAAUAUUUCGGACCUGAAGAGUUUCCCUUGUCCCAUUCCGUCACAAAGUAAUCCUUCAUCAAGUUCAUUUAUGAAUGAAAUGUGUUGCCAGGCUCCACCAGCCUUCUAUUCAGUGAAACCCACCCAGCAUAAACCAGAGAUAAUCAACAGCCAGCCUCUUCCCAUAUCAGACAAUGGCAAAAGGAAAAAGAAAAAGAGGACAAGAGCUACAGAUCAUUUCCCUGGAAGAUUUGAAGAUUUGUAUAAGCUCACAGCAGAGAUGCUUGGUGAGGGUUCCUAUGCCAAGGUGCAGGGAGCAGUUAGCCUGCAGACUGGAAAGGAAUAUGCGGUUAAGAUAAUUGAAAAAAAUGCAGGACACAGUCGAAGUCUGGUAUUUCGAGAAGUGGAAACAUUGUAUCAGUGUCAGGGCAAUAAGAACAUUUUGGAAUUAAUAGAGUUUUUUGAAGAUAAUGUAAGGUACUACCUUGUAUUUGAAAAACUGCGAGGAGGUUCUAUCCUGACCCAUAUACAGAAGCAAAAACACUUCAAUGAGAGAGAGGCCAGCCGGGUGGUGAGGGACAUUGCCUGUGCACUGGAUUUCUUGCACACAAAAGGUAUUGCACAUCGAGAUCUAAAACCUGAAAAUAUACUCUGUGAAUCUCCCAAUAAGGUCUCACCUGUAAGAAUUUGUGACUUUGAUCUUGGAAGUGGGGUAAAACUCAACAGUGCAUGUACUCCAAUCACUACUCCUGAAUUGACUACUCCGUGUGGAUCUGCAGAGUACAUGGCGCCUGAGGUAGUGGAGGUCUUUACAGAAGAAGCCACAUUCUAUGACAAGCGAUGCGAUCUGUGGAGCCUGGGUGUGAUUUUGUAUAUCAUGCUAAGUGGCUACCCUCCCUUUGUGGGUAACUGUGGUACAGACUGUGGCUGGGACAGGGGAGAAAUCUGCAAAGUUUGUCAGAGUAAGCUUUUUGAGAGUAUCCAGGAAGGCAAGUAUGAGUUUCCUGACAAGGAUUGGUCUUGCAUCUCCAGUGAAGCCAAGGAUCUCAUCUCAAAGCUUCUGGUUCGUGAUGCCAAACUGAGGCUUGGGGCUGCUCAGGUUCUAGAACAUCCAUGGGUACAAGGUCAUGCUUCUGAGAGAGGAUUGCCUACACCUCAGGUUCUUCAAAGGAACAGCAGCACAAAAGACUUGACCCUUUUCGCCGCUGAAGCUAUUGCUCUGAACCGCCAGCUCUCCCAGCACGAGAAUCAACUCAGUGAAGAGCAGGAGAGUCUCACACAGGCCAUAUGCUCCAUGAAGCUUUCUCCUCCCUCUAAAUCCCGCCUUGCCAAGCGCAGAGCCAUGUCUCAGGCUACCAAAUCGAGUGACUUCCAGCCAGCUCCUCAGGCAGUUCUUUAAUGUGCAUUUUAUGUUUGUUAGUUCAAGGUCAGCUUUGGUUAUGAUUGUUAUGAAGUACUCAUCAGCAUAUUAGUGGCUUCUUUACAACAAAAGACUAGAACAAACCUUGUAGGGGAGUGAUGUAAAGGACAGUCUCUUUGGAAAUGCUUUUUUCAAAAUUGAUAAAUGCACUGAAUUCUGUGAAGUUCUUAGAUGAAACUGCUGCUCUGUUGCAAUAUAGCAAAUCCCUUAGGCAACAUUUGCACAACGUCCUCCAAAACCAGAGGAUACAUUUCUGUCACCAAGCCUUGUGACUAGUAGAAGUAGAGCUGUGAAUUUAAAGCGUCUUGAAGGAGCUUUUGGUACUUUUACAACUCCAAGUCCCUACUCUCAGUCACAAAAAUAUUAUGAUGGGUUUCCUUUAAAGAAGCUUCAUUGUUCUGCAUUUUUAGCUUUCUUUGUCAAUUAAUAGUUUGAGUUAAACCUCAAAGUACAUGAAUAAUAAUUCCUCUUUAUUGUUUGGGUUUCUUCUUAUGUUACCCUUUGUAACAUUACAAGGAUGUCUAUUUAAGAAUGAAAGUUACGUAAUCUGGAGUUUCCUUCCUUUCAUCUGAAAGAGUGCAGUACAUGAAAGUGCAAUGAUAGUAGGAAGCGCUGCAUUUGUUUGGAAACUGUCUACAAUAAAAAGAAGUGAUGACGGAUCUUCUAGCUGAAGAGCUGGCAAGGCAUGGACUCCUUGCUAUACUUUGGCAGAGAAUGAAGUGUGAACUUCCAUAUCAAUCUGUUUAAAGCAAGGAAUUAAUGCAUUUAAAAAAUACUUCCUUGAUGUGUUCCCACACCGUACGCAUGGAACCAAGAAUGGGGUUUGGUGCCAGUCCAUCAUCCUUGGUCUUUUGAAUCAUCAUUCAAAUCAUUACUCUGCAUCUGCUGUUGGAGACCACCACUGUAUUCAGUUAAAUGUAAUUAGUGCUCACGUUCAGCUUGAGAAUAGAGGAAGUGGUUGGCGCACAUGGACCAUGUGUCCUUUUCUAAGACUUUGUAAUUCCUCAGCUGGGCUCUGGUCACCUUGAAUACUUGAGAAAAGGAGUCAGAGGAGCACUUAAUUGAUAACUGUGAAAUAUUUAACUAUGUGCCAUUUUGAUCAAUUUUCCUAUCUCUGUACGAAAGAAGAUAGAUCGACAGAGCUGGAUAAACCAGCAUAAGGUUGUCUUAGGCUUGGAGUGGUUCUUGCUGUUGUGACAUAUAUUCCAUAGUCUACCUUAUGUAAGGACAAUAAAGGUGAAAGAGGAAAGAGGAAUUUUAAUAGCCAGAUAAACAUUUUCUCAUCAGUUGCAAAUAAUUGCUCAUCUGCUGUGUUAGGCCUCUCAUACACACAUUCAGACAGACACACACACACAUACAAAUUGAGCAGUCUUACAUCUUGAACCUUGAAGGACCUACUACAGUGUAGUUUUGGGUGGCAAGACAAGUUAGAGGCACAAAGUCAGGUUUUUAUUUUAAAAUAGAGCAUACUAUUGUGGUUUAAGUUCUCUUGAAAUGGUGUGAUCACCCAUGAUUACAAUAGACAUUUUAAACUUACAUUUAGGGAUUGAACAACUUUACAAAUCCUUGGAAAGCUAUUCAUCUCAUGGAAAUUCAUUAAAAAAAACAAAAAACAAGAUGAAAAUUUAGGCCAGUGCAUUAUAUGAAGCAGGAAUUAUUUAAUUUUUGAAGAUCAGCAUUAACACUGAAGGAGUAGGAAGUAAGAUAAAUCCAAUAACUUUAGAAGGAUAUAAAUUGAGGUGGUCCAAACUUUGCCUGUCAAACAGCUUCACAUUUUGCCUUUAAAUACAGUUUAUAUAUUCUAUACACUUUUAAUUUAGUGAAUACUGAUGAUAUAAUAUGUAGAAUGGGUGCUAUGCUUAAGGUUUUUAAUGUAUUGUACAUUUAAUAACAUUGGUUUUUAAGUACUGUUAAAUUACUGUUACAUUUGUAAUGUACUCUCUGGUGAACUGUAAACGCAUUGGAUAAACUCAGGAAAUAAUAUCUCCAUAUGACAUAUUAAUACAGUGUAAUGCAAAUUAAAUUUGUCUGAUUUCUAAA